AUGCCUUUCCUACGCCGCCGCGGCAACAUGGCCAGUGAGACCGAUAUACGCCGCCAUACCUACUUUGCGUCCAGCACUUCCGGCGACCUCCCUCCUCCGCUGCCCUCCCAACCCGAACAGACCGGUGAUGAUGAUGACGGUCCCAACGAGCAGCAUCUUCACCCCCAGCCUGCCGACGAAUCAACCAACAACCGCCCAGAAAGCCGCUCCGAGAGCCGUCCAGAUACCCCCCCGAUCCAGGAAGAGAAUAGCAAGCAUCGUCGCUUCUCUGUCCUUCGCUUCCGCAAUGCUUCCGACUCCCAGCUGUCUCUCCGAGCGAAGCAGCAGGCUGAGAAGCCCCCUCCACUACCGCGACCACCCGAGAUCAUCACCACUGCUCCUACCAACGACUUCAAUGGACCUAAGAAGAAACCGUCCCGCAUGAGUCUGGCCGCCAGGUUUCGCCGUUCGACAGACAUACCUCGUGAUGAUGACAGUUCCGAUCGUUCUUUAGGGCGUCAGAGGACACUUCGCAAAUCCUUUACAGACGAGAGGCGCCGUCCUACGCUCGAAACACUGGAGGAACCAGAUUCCUCGUACCAAAGUCCCGAGACGACGCCCAAAAAAUCCACUGGACGCUUCAAAUUGCGGAGGGCGAAGAAGCCACCGGAGCCACUCUUCCCCUUUGCGCAUCUCCAACAGAGAGGAAGGCCCCCCCCUGGGAUAUCCUCCGUGUCCUCCCUUGGUAUCUCCACCACUCCGCGCCCGGCGUCCGCACAGAGCGGCGGAACGGCUGGGGGAAGUACCGCCAAGGGCGAGCAGAGCCAUCGACCAACCCAGUCGCCUGGGGGGAACUUGUUUGCGCCCGGUGCAGAUCAGUCAGGACAUUCCUCUCCAACUAGGGGUAAUCUUUUGCGAGGCAGGUCCUCGACCAUGAGUUCCAUGGGCCGCGACUCAACCGAUGAUCAUCUUUUACCUCCGACAACUCGCACAUCGUCUUCUACUGGUCGAAAAAGCUUCGGCGACUUGUUUGGGUUAAGCCGCUUGCGCCAGAAUUCUGAGCUCAGUCGCCAGGGCACUCUUACACCGACAACUCCCGGGUCCAUUGGAUCCAAAAACAAUUCAUUGCAACUCGCAAGAGAGUCAUUCGUCCUCCCAGAGCGUCGAGAAGAUGAGUCAGCAGCCAAGUAUCUCGUCCGCGUCGAAGAUGUUGCAAGCCGAGGCAUCAUUGCCGCUACCCUUUCGAAAAGCGCAGACACAUUCAUGACAUCUGUCCUGAGGAGUUACAUGCGCAGCUUUAGCUUCUUCGGCGACCCUAUGGACAUGGCGAUUCGCAAGCUUCUCAUGGAGGCCGAGUUGCCCAAAGAGACGCAGCAGAUUGACCGGUGUCUACAAGCCUUUGCGAAUCGCUACCACGAGUGCAACCCGGGGAUUUACUCAUCUCCUGACCAGGCCUAUUUCAUUGCAUUUUCCUUACUCAUCCUUCAUACUGACGUUUUCAACAAGAACAACAAGCACAAGAUGCAAAAGGCGGAUUACUUGAAGAACACGCACGGGGAGGGCAUUUUUGACGACAUUUUGGAAUGCUUUUAUGACAACAUCACUUAUACCCCCUUUAUCCAUGUCGAAGACGAGUUGGACGUAAAUGGCGACCGCUUUGCUUCACACAAAUCGAGGCGAAACCCUCUGAUCUCAUCGACGAGCAACGACCCUACUAAACGGGCAAUCAAGGAGCCCAUAGAUCCAUAUACCGUGAUUCUAGAAGGAGCCAUGGAUGCUCUGAGGCCAAACCUGAAAGAAGCGAUGGACCUUGAGGACCACUACAACUACCUAGGCACUGCAACCAGCCUGAACCUCAAGGACCUCCAAAAGACCUUCUUCAGGACUGGUGUGCUACAGAUCGUGUCAGCUCGAUCCCGUCCGGAUGCUUUCAUGACCGAACAGACAGCGACGAACCCUGCAGAAGCUCACCCUGGCAUCGUUGAUAUCAAGGUGACCAAGGUCGGCCUCCUAUGGCGCAAGGAUGCGAAGAAGCGCAAAGCACGCUCUCCUUGGCAAGAAUGGGGUGCCAUUCUCACAGGGGCGCAGCUCUACUUCUUCCGCAACACAGGCUGGGUCAAAUCUCUCAUGCACCAAUACGAAAAUCACAUCAAGGCCGGCCAUGAUGGCAUCCCGCUGAUAUUCCAACCGCCGCUGGAGGAGUUCAAACCGGACGCACUGAUGUCGACUCACGGUGCCGUUGCUCUGCAGGACGGUACAUACAAGAAACACAAGAACGCGUUUGUCUAUGUGCGACAGGGGGGCUUGGAAGAGGUGCUCCUGGCGGACAAUGAGGAGGAGAUGAACGAUUGGCUCGCCAAGCUCAACUACGCUGCGGCUUUCCGCACAACGGGAGUCAAAAUGCGGGGAGUCAUCGGUGGGAAUUAUGACGGACAGGGCCGAAGAGGCAUGCGACGGCUUGACAGCUCUGACGCUGCUACGCUCAUUCAAACACCGACAGGACCUGUCUCGAUUGCUCGGAGCCGGAUAGACCAUAAGAUGGCGGAAGAUAUCUCGGUUGCUAGGCGAGAUGUCAUGCGACAGAAGAUUGCCGAGGCGAAUGAGAGCCUGCAAGAGGCCCAGAAACAACUGGACGAUCAGCUCAGAAAUGCGCGCCAUCUGCAGAUCCUUGCGCCUAUCCAACCGAGGACGAGAGAGCAGCUCCUGUCGGCUGCAGCUCGCAUGUCUGCACAGUUGAAGUGGACUCGCCAAGAGAUCUGGAAAUGCAAGUGUCAUCGUGACAUUCUGAUCCAGGAUCUUGAAGAGGAGCACCCGACCCCGGAGUAUACUCCAACCCAACAACAGCCUAACCGGCCUCCUCAUAGGACUGGUUCGCCCACUCCACGCUCUAAUACUACACGCAGGGGAUCACGGGGAACGCAUCAUUCCACAAGCGAUGCCGGCCCCCGAACACCAACAGAGCCCCAGGCCGUCCAUGUUCCACUCCCAGCUGAAGCCACGGAGGAUGUGGACUCGCCCCUGGAUCAGGUGUUCCAGACGCCCCCUCAAAGCGCCACUCGCCGUCGCCACAGCUCGCGGGAUCUCACAUUUACUCGACCGGAAGCUGGCAACACAAGGCACGGCUCUAUCUCGAGUAUUGCGCAGUCCCCUGUGAAAUCACUCCCCUCAACUCCACAAGCGAAGCCGCCGUCAUCGCAUGAUGAACGACCUAGCAAGCCUUCGCGGUCGUCUGAGCACGGCAGCCAGCACGACCCUGACGCUGAUGAGCGAGAUUUCUUGGAGCAGGCUGGCCUUCUUGAAUCGCGACCCAGUCGUGACCCUUCGGAUAAGGCAACCAUAUCGACGGGUGCAGACGGAACCGUCGAGCGUGGGACUUCUAUUGACAAGGGUGACAGGAGCAAGAUCCGCCGAAGUCUUCAGCGAACCCUUAGAGAGGGCGCUGGGCAUCUCUCACACCAUCGCAACAGCAGGCGAGGUAGAGAGGUCACAGGAUCAGCAGAGGAGUCGGGACAGGACCAACAGCUAUCCAGAGGCACAGGAAGCUUUGUGGUCCACGGCAAGAAGGCAUCCGUCAUCAAUUUCAGUGAUGGACUGCAAAAUAUGUCCCAAGACGAGAAGAUCCGCGCUCGAAAGCAAUCACAGCAGCAGGAACCGCCAUUGUCGCCUAUGCCUAGUGGCCCCGAGGAUGAUGAUUUUUACUCAGCUGUUGGUGUGCCAAUGGAAUCACAUGAACGGAGGGAGUCAGUGGCGAGUGCAAGCACGGCUACCGCCAGAAGCUUCCGAGAGCUUCACAGGAAAUACUCAACGGCACAAGCUGCUAGAAGCACUUCGGCCGGCGGGAGACUGACGAUCCCCUCGGACACUGAAAGCGAGGUUGCAGUCAGUUUCUCUGAUGGGCGACGAAGCCCCCUGCCCCCCAUUGAAACAGAAACAGAU
This is a messenger RNA of Fusarium vanettenii 77-13-4, 3915 nucleotides long. RefSeq lists its product as uncharacterized. Gene Ontology annotation, molecular function: guanyl-nucleotide exchange factor activity. Gene Ontology annotation, biological process: regulation of ARF protein signal transduction. The transcript has 3 exons. The record is from RefSeq and is a predicted model, not a curated record. The annotation marks the transcript as partial. Lineage: Eukaryota; Fungi; Ascomycota; Sordariomycetes; Hypocreales; Nectriaceae.